This is a messenger RNA of Cokeromyces recurvatus, 746 nucleotides long. RefSeq names its product cyclin domain-containing protein. Gene Ontology annotation, cellular component: nucleus; cyclin-dependent protein kinase holoenzyme complex. Gene Ontology annotation, biological process: regulation of cyclin-dependent protein serine/threonine kinase activity. Lineage: Eukaryota; Fungi; Mucoromycota; Mucoromycetes; Mucorales; Mucoraceae. The record is from RefSeq and is a predicted model, not a curated record. The coding region runs from base 62 to 580 and encodes 172 amino acids. Gene Ontology annotation, molecular function: cyclin-dependent protein serine/threonine kinase regulator activity; protein kinase binding. The transcript is spliced from 2 exons.
UUUAUUUUAUUUUAUUUUUUUUUGUCUUUUUCUUUUCUUUUUCUUUUUCUUUAACUUGAUAAUGCCUACUACAGUUUUCUCAAAAAGUCCUGAAGCACUUUUAUCUUUUACAACAAAUACAGCAACUACAUUGUUACCUUGUUCUUCUUUACGUACUAAAAAGUGUCAACAACUACCCCCUUUAAAUGAAUUUAUCGCUAAUGUCUUUCAACGUUCAAGACUAUCACCUUGUGUUUGUCUAGUCUCAUUAAUUUAUCUUCAAAGAUUAAAGACGGGUUUACCUAGUCACGCUCGUGGAGAUAUGGAUACACCUUAUCGUCUCUUUUUAGCUGCAAUCAUGACUGCAUCCAAAUUUCUAUCUGAAACGGGAACUUGCUUAACAAGUCAAUCCAUAGUAAUGAUGACUGAUUAUAUAUACACACCUAAGGACAUCAAUUUAAUGGAAAGAUCUUUUCUUGGUCUUAUCAAAUAUAAUUUAUUCGUAAAUGUUGAAUCAAUUAAAGAAUAUUUAAAUAUACAUGGAAAGACAUUAGAAAUGGAUUUAAUAGAAGAUGUUCUAGACCAACAAUAUCAUUUAUAGUACAAAUUUAUUCUAUUUCACACGCAUUAUUAUGACUAUUGAAAUGUACAUAUCAUCUACAUAUACCCUUUUCUAUCUAUCUAUCUAUAUUACAUACAAAUCUAUAAUACUACAUAGUAAAUAUUUAUUUAAAUACAUGGAUAUCCUUUUUUCUUUUCUUUUAGAU